CACACAGACGUGUGGAGACGCUGUAGCGGGAAGAUGUGGCCUCGGCAGGAGCUUUUAAAGCCGAUAUGGCACGCAUUCUCAGCCCUGGACCUGGACCAUGAGGGGAAGGUGUCCAAGUCUCAGUUGAAGGUGCUGUCUUACAACUUGUGCACGGUGAUGAGGAUCCCUCAUGACCCCCUGACCCUCGAAGAACAUUUCAAAGACGACAACGAGGGGCCGGUCUCCAACCACGGCUACAUGCCGUACCUCAACAAGUUCAUCCUGGACAAAGUAUGCCAAGAUUUUGAUGUGGAGGAGUUCAACAAGAUGUGCUGGACUCUGUGUUACAAGAAGAAUAUACACACCAAGCAUCUGCUCAUCUCAGACCACGAUGCUUUCAAAGUCUGGUGUAUUUUCAACUUUCUGUCAGAAGACAAAUAUCCUCUAAUCAUCGUCAUUGAAGAGAUCGAGUACUUCUUGCGAAAGCUGACUGAAGCCAUGGGGAGUGUAUGGAGCGAGCCUCGCUUUGCAGAUUAUAAGCUGAAGAUGAAGACCAAGACGUGGCUGACCGCCUGGGAGCUGAUCGAGCUCGUGGGGCUCGGUUACUUCAGCCAGGGCGUGAACCGCCACUCUAUGUCCAUGGGCAUCGACGCCGUCUUCAUCGAGCUCAUACUGGACGUGCUCAAGCAGGGAUACAUGUUGAAAAAAGGCCACAAACGGAAGAACUGGACGGAGCGCUGGUUUGUCCUCCGACCUUCCUCUCUGUCGUACUACGUCUGUGAGGAUCUGCUGGAGAAGAGAGGAGACAUUAUUCUGGAUCAAGCCUACUGUGUGGAGCCUCUCCCAGAGAAAGAGGGGAAGAAAUGUCUUUUCAUCAUUAAAUGUGCUGAUAAAAACUUUGAGAUCGGCGUGUCUGACAGGAAGAAGAGGCAGGACUGGAUCCAAGCGAUCCAGACGUGCAUCCAGCUGCCGAGGCGGGGGCUGACGUCCCCCCACCGGGAGGCUCGGCUGAGCCGCCGGGAGCUGCGGCUGAGGCGCCACGUGGACGAGGACGACCUGUCCGAGAGGAUGAGGCAGCUCCAGGCCGCCAACGAGAGCAAACAGAGGCAGCUGGAGGACAUGAGGAUGAAAAUGGAAGAGGCUGAAGCUAAAGCGGCGCUGGAGGAGCUGAGGAGAAAGAAAACUCAGGCAGACCUGCAGGAUCGCUACAGAAAGGACCUGGAGAGAGAGAAAAUGGUGCGUCAGCAGAUGGAGGAGCAGGUGGCUCAGAAGUCCAGUGAGCUGGAGCAGUAUCUGCAGCGCGUCCGCGAGCUGGAGGACAUGUACCACCGGCUGGAGGAGGCCCUGGAGGACGAGCGGCAGGCCAAGCGGGACGAGGAGGCCAUGAGGAAGCUGCAGGCCAAGCUGCUGGAGGAGGAGGCAGCGAAGAGGGCAGAGCUGGAGCAGAUCCACCUGCAGCAGCAGAGGGCGCUGUCCCAGACCCAGGCGGAGAAUCAGGAGCUGCUGGCCGAGCGGCUGGCCAAGGAGAGAGGCCUGCAGGCAGCCAUGCAGCAGCUGGAGAGACUGGAGAGCGAGCGGAGGGGGGCGCUGGAGCAGUACCAGAUAGUAUCGAAAAACCUGGAGCGAGCAGCGAACAAGACGAAGAAGUGGAAGGACAAGGUGGCCAAACAGGAGGGGCUGCUGCGUCUCAUCCAGCCAGGAGACAAAGCACCGCAGCUGAUCACUAACUGGGGUCCCGCUUCGUUUACCAACUCUGAGCUUGAGCUGAGGAAGAAGACGUGGCAGGACAGUAAGAUCCAGGCAGCUCAGGCUCCGUGGCCCAACGAAUAAGACUCUUAUAUAGGCCGACUACGAGAUAGAUGACACAUGGCUAAAUUCUCUGAACUCGCACUCCUGUUCUCAUCGAUAACAAACGAUAAUGGUGCUGAAAUGAAGAGGCAGCAUGAACCUUUGUUGAGCUGCUGAUGCGAGAAGUAAUGAGUCACAAGCACCCAUGUUACUGCAAUCAGGUCUUAUUUCGAGGUUUAUUCAUGACUGUAUUUUUCAAGCAUGUAAUUAAGUCCCACAAGAGCAGAAUUUUUCCCAUGUUACCACCUGAAACCGACUGUGAUCGGCUUUUCUCCUUUUUGAACUGUGAGUCAUCACCUGUCACAAUAACAAAUUGCAAAUUGAAUUACUAUUGCAACCUUUUUUAUCAGGCAAUGUGUUUAUACUUUUAACAUAAAAAGUAAAAAAAAAAAAGAAGAAGAAGAAGAAGAAGUAUCACA
Messenger RNA from Salarias fasciatus (jewelled blenny), 2246 nucleotides. RefSeq names its product switch-associated protein 70. The record is from RefSeq and is a predicted model, not a curated record. Bases 34 to 1809 code for a protein of 591 amino acids. Gene Ontology annotation, cellular component: nucleus; cytoplasm. The transcript has 12 exons. NCBI's taxonomy places the organism in Eukaryota, Metazoa, Chordata, Actinopteri, Blenniiformes, Blenniidae.